This is a messenger RNA of Capsaspora owczarzaki ATCC 30864, 4205 nucleotides long. Its product is annotated as ephrin type-A receptor 4a. Gene Ontology annotation, cellular component: cytoskeleton; signaling receptor complex; focal adhesion. The record is from RefSeq and is a predicted model, not a curated record. Gene Ontology annotation, molecular function: ATP binding; transmembrane receptor protein tyrosine kinase activity. NCBI's taxonomy places the organism in Eukaryota, Filasterea, Ministeriida, Capsasporidae. Gene Ontology annotation, biological process: multicellular organism development; protein phosphorylation; cell surface receptor protein tyrosine kinase signaling pathway. The transcript is spliced from 7 exons. Bases 179 to 4132 code for a protein of 1317 amino acids.
CUUUUUCUUUCAUUUUGUGUGUGUUUGUUUGAGCAGAAAUCCCCCCAACCAAGGACCCGUCUCUGCUGGAGCUUGAUUCUCGUCCUGGUUUCCUUGACCUCCUUUUUUUUUGUUUCGUAUUGCUUGGAGGCGCAAACAAACCACAAGACAAGCAACAACAACAACAACUUGACAAACAAUGGAAGGCGCGAAUCUGCGUGUCCACCUGGAAACGGGCGAUGUAAAGGCCGUCAAGUACGCGGCCAAUACGACCGUCCAGGACAUUAUCAAUAUCAUGGGACUCAAGAUUGGCUUGCAGUCGGUCGCUCACUUUGGCCUCUACUUGGAGCACUCGGACGCUGCGCAGUCGCAAUGGCUGAGCCCGCUGCGCCCCGUCGCCACUGUGGAGGCGUUCUAUCAGUCUAAAACACAAAUAUUUGUUACUUCGUCGUGGAAGUACACGUUUCGAGUACGCUUCCUGCCCAAGAACGCCGUCAAUCUGUACUCGAAAGACAAGACCGUCUUCUCGUACCUCCACCAGCAGCUCUGCCGAUUCCUCAAGCAGGGCAAGUUUGACGAUAUUGCAGAGCAGAGCCUAGUGCAACUUGCAGGCGCCGAGAUUGUGCGUCGCUGUCUCGGGAUGGCGUCGCACAAGGUGAAUCUUGACUAUUUCGAAAAGGAAAUCGGCUUUAGCGAAAUCCUCUCGGAAGGCAUUCUGCAUCGCUACAAGGUGAAAGAGUUGAAAAAGCUUCUCAGUCCGCAUUGCAAAGAGUACGAAAAGCUAAGCGAGGACGAGUGCAAGCUCGUCUUUUUCAAAACGCUGCAAGAACACUCUGAGCUUGGCUUGACAACGUUCAAGGUCCAGCUGGAAAUGAUGUCUGGCUGGGGUGUUGGAGUUGAAUUCUUGAUUGGCCCUCGCUCUGGCAUUUCGCGCAAGGAGGGCGACAAGAUCACGCCUGUUGCCGAGUACAGUCAGCUGCGGUCUGUGGGCAUUGUCCCGCAGGGAAACAAGGCAAAGGUCGAAAUCCGCUUGAUUGGGUAUGACACGGAAGUCCUCAAAAUCAUUUGCGAGAGCAUCAUCGCCGCCGAGGAGCUUGCCAGCUUGCUUGACGGCUAUUACAAGCUGUUCGUGGAUGCGCGCUCUUCGAUUUUGGCCUCCGAGCAGCAGGCCAACAGUCGGUUUGCCCGAGCAGGCCGCGGCAGUCCAGGCACUUCCCGCGCCAGCCUGUAUCUCCCCGAUCGCCCGAGCAUGAUGUCCGACCCGUCCAGGGACGUGGGGUCGCGGUCUGACGACGAAGACGUGGAUGAUGCCGAGCUCGACCAUGCGCUGCAGCAGCAAACUAGCCUUGCAAAUGUUUUGCGAAGAGCGUCAGAAAUGAACCUGCAGGGUGUAAGUCGCACGCGAUCCGAUGCACCAUUGCAUCAGAAGCUAUCUGGGUCGUCUCGAGCGCUUCAUGGCAGCCAGGGCAAUUUGGCUGGCUCCAAGCCGGCAUUGCCUCCGAUGCGGAUUACCCCAGGCCCGUCUUCCGGCCCCACAUCGCCCGUGAAUACUGUCGCGCCCGACGAAGAACUGGACGACUACAUGACGCUGGAUGACAAGCUCGACUGCGACACCAUUUUCCGCGACCAGCUCACUAUCGCGCGUGUCAUUGGAGAAGGCCAAUUUGGCUCGGUGAACGAGGGCGUCUGGACCCGUCCCGACAACACCAAUGUUCCCGUUGCCAUCAAAACGUGCAAAAACAACGUUUCGCGAGAAGUCCAACGCGAGUUUUUGGCCGAGGCUACGCUCAUGAGCAAGCUCAACCACCCGCAUAUCGUGCGUAUUCUGGGCGUCAGUCUUUCAAGCCCAAUUCUGAUCGUAUGCGAGCUUGUUCCUUUGGGUUCGCUUCGCAACUAUUUGCUCGACAACAAACCAAGCUUGAAUCUUAAAAUGCUGCUUGGGUACAAUUGGCAAAUUGUUUCCGCCAUGUCCUAUCUCGAGCACGUCAAGGUGAUUCAUCGUGAUCUGGCAACGCGUAAUAUUCUUGUUGCUACCCGGCAGGUUGUCAAACUGACGGACUUUGGCCUUUCUCGAGUGCUGACUGAGGACGACAUUUACACUGCUACGGGUGGGAAAAUGCCUGUCAAGUGGAUGGCUCCCGAAAGCAUCAACUAUCGCACGUUCACGACUGCAACCGACGUGUGGUCUUUCGGUGUCUGCAUGUGGGAAAUCAUGUCGUACGGCGAGAAGCCCUACCCCCAGCUCCAAAAUAGCGACGUUAUCGAUCACCUCGAGUCCGGGGCACGAUUGCAAUGUCCGGAUGACUGUCCUGACUCAUUAUAUCGAGUCAUGCACGACUGCUGGGCGUACAAGCCGGAGGACCGUCCUUCCUUCCGAGAAUUGUACGAUCGGAUGAUGCAGGUCAUUGCGGAGGAGCGUAUCGAGAUUCAGGGUGUCACAACGUCCCAUUUGCGCAAGUCGACAUCGGAGGCUGAAAUGCGUGCUCAAACCAAGCGCAUCGUCGAAUCCGUGCGCGGCUCGCAGUCGUCCAUCGCCAUGAGCAGUCUCACGGCACCGGCUUCGGACAGCGGUCGCAGCAAGUCUCCCCGCGCCUCACGACUAACGCAUCAGCAGUCACUCCCCGCGUCGGCCUUUGCGUCGAUGGGAGACGAACCACACGUUCUUACUCCAGGCGUCGUCCCGACGGCGCCCAAGCCCGUCAUUCCUGGCGUCACAACUAUUUCCCGCACCAGCCUGACAUCGUCCACCUCUUCGCUCAACGCAUCGGGUGCGAUGGACUCGACGUCCUCGCUCAACGCGACCUCCGCGGCCCGAACCAACAGCAAGCCGCCAACGGUCCCAGUCAGUUCUCGGCCGACGACUGCGCCCCACGGCAAAUCAUCAACCUCCACACCGGGGCCAGCAGCGAGCGCCGCGUCUGCCAGCGAGUCGCGAUCAUCGCGACCGUUGCCCGAGCGUAGUACGAGCGUUGACGGCGAUGUGGCGCUUGAUGUUGCCGCGGAAGAUUUGCCACCGCCACCAGCGCCCUUGAAAACGUCGCCAAGGCCAGUGCGACCAGUCAGCACGCUGACGCCGCCAUCUAUUCCUGCUCCGGCUCCGCCCGGCGCGUUCAAGCCCCCGUCCGCGACCCCCGCUGCGCCAGGCACUUUCAAGCCCCCGUCCAUUCCAGCCCCCGCACCCCCUGGCUCGGCCGUGCACAAGCCCCCGUCGGGACCGGAAAGCCCGGCGGCUGGCUCUGCGCCUUCGCCGCUGGCUGCUCGCUUGCAGGCUCGUCUGAGCGAAGGCGGCAGCAACCCUGCUCAUGCCCCGGGUCGGCUGUCAGUCCUACUGACAGACCUCGAUGAGGACGUGCAGAGUGUUCGUCUCGAAAAGGAACGGGAGCAGGCAACGCAGGCGCAAGCCGCAAGCAAGACCAAGCUCGAGCGCCGCACGUCUGACUUUACCAUGAUGCUGCGUCAAGCGAUCGACGAGCUGCCCGACAUGGACGGUGACGACGAAGACGAAGACGACGAUGACGACGAGGAAGCCGUCAACGAGCAAGUCACCGCGGCUCUCAAACCGCCAACUCGAGCGCAAAAGUCGACAUCGAUGGAGCAGCUGGAAGCGAUUGCAGCUCCGCUGACAGCACCCCACGCAUUCGUUGUUCCAGAAUCGCCUCGCAUGUCUGACGCGCAGGUUAAGCGCCAGGCGCAUGAGAUUCUGUCCGAGCUGGAUGACCUGCUGGACGAGGAGGAUAUCAAAACGGCACAAGUCCGGUUGGAUGCCCUCAAAACCAUGUACCAAGACAAGGUCGUAGCUGUCAUGAAGAGCGUCAUGGAUCUCAAAGAGUCGGUGCGGCUCAACGAGACCUCGGCGUUUGUUGACAUGGUUCGCGUGAUUGUCAUGUGUGCCGGAGAGGUGAUGGACAUGGUCGAUCCAGUCAUGGCGUGUCUCGCUGACCUCAACGACAGUCAAGUCGCUCCCGAAGUUCACAUUGCCCUUGCCGAUGACGUCUCCUUGCUCAAGGUUGACAUUGAGAAGCUUGUCGAGCGCACUGGCCAAGCCACCCAAUUUUCGCCGCAAGCCCACCUGUUCCAAGCCGAGAUGCUUGACGCGGCGUUCAAGCUGGCGGUGGACGCCAAGAAGUUGUGCGACCGCAUCACCAAAUUCUAAACCCAGCUCUUUUUUUUUUUUUUUUGGCUUCUUGUUUUGCUUCUUGUUUUGUUUCUUGUUCCAUUAUCUAUCU